This is a messenger RNA of Kwoniella shivajii, 780 nucleotides long. RefSeq lists its product as uncharacterized. The transcript has 7 exons. The record is from RefSeq and is a predicted model, not a curated record. Lineage: Eukaryota; Fungi; Basidiomycota; Tremellomycetes; Tremellales; Cryptococcaceae. Bases 1 to 780 code for a protein of 259 amino acids. Gene Ontology annotation, biological process: endoplasmic reticulum to Golgi vesicle-mediated transport. Gene Ontology annotation, cellular component: membrane; trans-Golgi network.
AUGUCCUACGACAGGAUAGGUACCCCUUCUCAUCAGAUCAUUCAAGCAGACGAUGAGGAUCUCGAAGCUCUCUCUUUCUCCCAUCCGAAUCCAGUUGGAUCUUCCUCCCAGCCACCUAUAUCUCCUCAACCUCAAGCUGGACCUUCGAAUCCUUCAGGCGUAUCCGGUCGUAUAGGACAAACCUCACAGCCUCGUACAGAGAGAGGAUGGGGUGGGGUGAAGACUGAAACCAGGUAUACGGGUGAAUCAACUCUAGAUGAACCAGUCUCUACAACCAUCAUGAGAGAUCUAAACUCGAUUUAUGCGAAGUUGCUUCAAGUUCUUUAUCCGCCAAAAGGCAGUGGGAAUAAUCAACUACUGAGAGAUUGGGACUUAUGGGGUCCAUUGGUGAUCUGUCUGACUUUAGCUAUCAUCCUCUCCAUCGAUGCACCACAAGAACAAUCCAUGCAGGUCUUCUCCUUGGUUAUAUCUCUGGUGACUAUCGGUUCAGUUGUAGUUACGAUAAAUUCGAAACUGCUAGGUGGGAAAGUAUCGUUCUUUCAAAGUCUCUGUGUACUAGGAUAUGCCCUCGCUCCCAUUCUUUUAGCCUCAAUAAUAUCUCUACUCGUACAUACUCUGUUUGUCAGAAUACCAGUCAGUUUAGGAUGUUGGGCAUGGUCCGUUUGGGCAUCAAUGAAUUUCUUCACGGGUACACGACUUCCUGAAACUCGAACUUUCUUGGCUGUUUAUCCGAUGUGUUUAUUCUUUUUCGUAUUUGCUUGGAUGAUCAUAAUACAAUAG